UUAAGUGCUACGUACGCAGCUGCAUUGUACUUCGUAUCAAUGUUCUACAGUGUCUAAAAACCUAAAAAUGUUUACCAGGAUUCACAAAAAAUUGUCUAGAAUGUUGACGGCGGAAGCAUUAAUUCUGUACAUCGUCAUUUGCGGAUCGCAUCCACUGUACGCAUCCACACCAAGACUGCAGCAGCAGGACAUUGUGACAGAAUUCUCGUGUGAUUUUGACAACGGUUUAUGUCCGGGUUGGACAGUUUUUACCAGUAAUUCCAAUGUAUCGUGGGUCGUGUCGGGCAGUCAGCACGCAGAUAAUGCCAGCAGCAGCAGCAUGCAUACUCUGAACGGAACAAAUUUCAUGUACAUCCCGAAGGCAAUUCGUACCGAUAACGCUGAAAUUUGGACGGAUAUCACCAGCCAAAACCUGAAAAGCGCUGGGAAAAACCAGCCGUUAAGCAUGGUGGUCAGUUUCUGGUACUAUGUACCAAAAGGCUGGGGAACAUUACUGUUAGUUCUUCGAGAAAUCGCUUUGCAUGGUGAUGUCAAAGAAGUUCCCCUGUGGAUGCUACGGGAUAAUGUUCACAAAAACUACCCCAGUGAGGAGGUGCCCUGGUAUUAUGCGGAAGCGGCGCUGACAGUGACGGGCACCAGUGAACAUUCGGCGCUAAUCUUUCGCUACAUGGCCGGCAGAUCAGUUGACACAUUCGCCGUGGACAAUAUCGUCACAUCGUUUACUACUUAUCAACACUCUAGUAAAACGAUUUCCUGCGAUUUUAUUGCGGAUUUGUGUGGCUGGGUGAACUACUUCGAUGGAGAUUUUCACCGGGAAACUGCCGGGAAGCAAUCGUACUUGGUGGCCCGUCACAACGAUACCGGUAUACAUCCUGUAUACAAGAACCGCAGUCUUCGAUUGGGCACUGUCCCACUGCUGCGUGCUGACCUUUUGACAACCGUUUUCAGUUUUUGGUAUCGGUUCAGCGAUGUUCGGGUCGAAUUGCUGCAGUUGUUUGUCGUGGAAAUGUACGAUGUGUUGCUGGUAUGGGAAGUGGAAUCAGCGGCGGAUAAUGUCGGCCGCUGGAUCCACGUGGAACUGCCGCUUUGUCUGCAAGUCGGUGUGCCGCUGCGCUUUUUAGCUGCACUGGAUGAAUUUGGAGCAGAAAUACAAUUGGCGAAUUUCGUAUACCAUGGAGAGCUAAAUGAUAGUGUGGUGCGCCAUGAUUCCUGUACGGGAAUUUCUUGUACCUUCGAUCAUUCGUUGUGCGGAUGGAGCGAACAGUAUAGCGUGUCAUCACGUUGGACGAGGCAGCCCUUCCCAGAGGACCAUACAUAUGAAAAAACCGGCUUAUUCGACCUGGUAGCGACGACCGAAACCAGUCCUCUGACGUCGGUGGCCCGAUUGGUCAGCAACUGCAUCGACAUUAUUGCGCCCACAACUCUUUAUGACGGGCACACCGAAGCUGAAGGCAAUAAACUCAUUGUAAAACUGUUUGACCACAAUUCCAGCGAGAAAUUCGUGGGAAUGAUGGCAUAUAAUGCCGCCGUGCAGCUCCAACCAGUCAAAGCCGUGCGCAUUGUCAUCGAACAUGCGUUCCCGUUUGGCUCCGCCCCUACGGCCCGGCUGCCUUUACUCCUACUGCAGCACGAAACCCUGGUGGCUAAGGUAUCGGAUCAGUGCCCGGAUUAUCCGCUGGAACCGUUACUUAGCGAUUAUCCCCAAACGACGACCGUUAGCUGCUCGUUUGAUCGGAAUUUUUGCGGUUGGAUAAACGAUGGUCCCAGUGGGUUCUCUAUCGCAAACGGCUAUAUUACAGCGGCACCAUACAAAGGGACUGGCGCAGCUGUGGCCUUAAUGUUAAACUCAUCCAGUAACAAGAUCAUCGGACCGCUACGGUCACCGGUUAUUCAAGGGACAGGAAAAAGCCAAAUAUUUUUCUUCUUCCGCGUUUACGUUAACGUACAAUCGGUUUCUCUGUACACGAAAUUUGAGAACGCAUCGAACGCGAUUUGGGUAUAUAAUUACAAUAACGAAGCCAAAUGGCGGUUUAAUCGGUGGCUGUUUGUACGAGUCAGUUAUUCUACGGAGGAAGCUCAUACGCUGGAAUUCACUGUACGAUUCGAGAAAAGCAACCUUAAUAGCGAUGGAUGUUGGAUCGAUGAGUUGGUUUUAAAUAAUGAGCGCAUUAACGAUAAUUCGUCCGAUAUUCGUGACGAUAUUCCACAAUCACCUGUUACAUCGUGGACAUGCGACCAUCUGAUGCUCACAAUGUCCGAUCCGCCGUUUUUCUGUGGAUGGGAGAUAAUCAGCAAUCCAAGCGUCAUAAUACAGAUCGAAUCGAUUGUAAAUACCUUUUACGGUCAUCGGUACGACACACUGGCUUUGGGGUACCGUGUUAACAGCACCCAAAAGAAUACCAGUUUCGAAUUAAUCAGCCCAGAACGAGAUAUAGUAGCCGGAGAUGAACUGCAAAUACGAUAUUUAGUGCGUCGGAGACCAGUCGUUGUUGAAACGAUAAUUAUGCUAGGCUCCAAUUUGAACACAACAGUUGGUCUGCUAUCUGUAAGGCGUUAUGGCGCUGCAAGAAGGAUAGAAUGGUUUGUUGAAGAUGUCCUCAUUAAUCAGACUGCGCGCAAUGCUAAGACUGUUAUCAGAGUAACUUUCCCAACGGCCGGAUAUGUACAAGCGAAACGGCAAAGGGCCGAUGCAUCCCCAGACUUCGCUAUCAGCCAAGUCUGGUACACAGGCGAUGCAGGUUUUCGCCCGGAUGCGCAGUUAGAUCGCUUGCCGAACUAUGCUUCCUGCUACGACAUGGAAUAUCGCAACAUCACUUGUACCUUCCAACACAACGAUUCAUGCAGUUGGCAAUCCAUCGAAAACAAUUGGAUAGCCGUGGAAGAUCCUGCGGAAUAUUCUCUAUUUAUGGUCAACGUGAAUCAUAUGCCGAAUCGCGGUACAUUUAUGGCCUUGAAUGCAACGAACAAAAGCACGGCGUUUCUGGAAUCUGGACAUAUCGGUCCAACUCAUUCGACACUGAAUUUCUCUGCGUUCAUCUUUGGUCCGGGAUUGAACUACCUACGACUGCAUGCAGAAAGUAUGGCCAAUCGUUACUUGCUGUGGGACUCGACAGAAUUGCGUAGGCCGUCGCUCAGAGAAUGGCAGAAUGUUCAGGUUGACCUUUGCCUAAAAGUACCAUUCAAGGUCAGUGCAGUGUAG
Messenger RNA from Paramacrobiotus metropolitanus, 3199 nucleotides. RefSeq lists its product as uncharacterized. Gene Ontology annotation, cellular component: membrane. The transcript is spliced from 7 exons. Bases 68 to 3199 code for a protein of 1043 amino acids. Lineage: Eukaryota; Metazoa; Tardigrada; Eutardigrada; Parachela; Macrobiotidae. The record is from RefSeq and is a predicted model, not a curated record.